UCAUUCCAGAUGGAUUCAACCAACUGGACUUCAGCUGAGGAAUUUGUUUUAUUAGGGUUUGGAAUUGGACUGCACAACCGCUUGCUGCUCCUCAUCUUUUUCACUAUUCUCUACGUGCUCACCUUGGCUGAGAACAUCACCAUUAUUAGCCUGGUGCUUCUGGACACCCACCUGGGCCAGCUGCCUAUGUAUAUCCUGCUGAGCAACUUCUCCUGGCUGGAAAUGUGCUAUGUGUCCACCACAGUGCCUCGCAUGCUCUUUGAUUUAGCAGUCCCUGGUGGGAUCAUUUCUUUCAAUGAGUGUUUCAUCCAGUUCUACAUAUUCUUCUCCCUUGGUGGCACUGAAUGUUUUUUCCUCUCAGCCAUGGCCUUAGAUCGGUAUCUGGCCAUCUGCCACCCGCUGCACUACUCACAUAUUAUGUCUCAAAACGUCUGCUACAUUCUGGUGGCUGUUUGCUGGAUUCUUGGUUUUACAUGGUACCUUGUUCCAGCAACGUUGAUCUCUAGGUUGUCCUUUUGUGGCUCCAAUGUCAUUAAUCACUUUUUGUGUGACUGUGGUCCAAUCCUAUCCUUGGCUUGCCCUCCACUUGGAAAAGCUGCCAUUUUGAGUCAGAUUUGUCUCAAUGGUCUGCUCCUAGGUAAUAUGACAUUUGUUGUUCUGUCCUAUGGCACUGUGAUUUUCACUCUAAUGAAGGCCACCAACAAAGGCAGUCGUAGGAAAGCCUUUUCUACUGUUUCCUUCCAUUUAAUUGUGGUCUCACUUUUCUAUGGCUCAGUGGCAGGGAUGUACUUAAUACCAGGUGGGGAAAGUCAGUUAGAUGUCACUAAGGCAGUGACCCUCUUCUACACUGCCAUUACGCCCUUUCUCAACCCCUUGAUCUACUGUCUGAGGAACAAUCAAGUGAAAGAAGCAGUGGGCAGAUUGCUAAGGAGAAAGGGGAGACUGAUAUGGAACAAGGAAUAG
Molecule: messenger RNA, 963 nt
Organism: Candoia aspera
Lineage: Eukaryota; Metazoa; Chordata; Lepidosauria; Squamata; Candoiidae
Product: olfactory receptor 11G2-like
Exons: 1
Coding region: 10-963 (317 amino acids)
Biological process (GO): G protein-coupled receptor signaling pathway
Cellular component (GO): membrane
Molecular function (GO): G protein-coupled receptor activity; olfactory receptor activity
Source: RefSeq, a predicted model, not a curated record